Messenger RNA from Folsomia candida, 1145 nucleotides. RefSeq lists its product as uncharacterized. The transcript has 2 exons. The record is from RefSeq and is a predicted model, not a curated record. Bases 445 to 1014 code for a protein of 189 amino acids. NCBI's taxonomy places the organism in Eukaryota, Metazoa, Arthropoda, Collembola, Entomobryomorpha, Isotomidae.
AAUUUAUUUUAGCAGAAAUUUUGUACUAGGGAUACCCAUGGUAAGUAUUCCGCCCUCGGGUUUUACUGGGUUUCAUCUAGUGGCAAACCAGUAAAACCCGUGGGGUUUUAGUACGUACUUGGGGUUGAAGCGGGUUUAAGUUUACCUCAGAUUUAAUGAAAUAAGUCAAGUAAAACAAUUUCUGGCGAUGCAUUUCGUUAAUGUUCCCACGAUUUCACGAUUAUAUGCAACUUUUGCGUUUUAUUAUUUUGUCCCAACCCAAUGAGCAAAACCCAGUAAAACCCAGAAAUAUUCUAUGAAAUACCGCUACAAUAUCUGAAAAAAUCCAUACAUUUUAGAACAUGCCUGUAUAAUGAUUUUUCUGUAUUAUUGAGCACGCAGAGUUACUCAAUUUUCUAGGUAAAUGGAGAAAUUGUUUGUAGCCGUGAUAUCAGAAAAUCAGGGAUGAACACUUUUAGCCAAUUAAAAGGCUGUCAGGCUGAAAUUUGUGCCGGUACCGGGGUCCACAUGGAGUGCCCCACCUUCAACCAGUGUCCCAGUGGGUGGAAGAAAUCCUUCUAUGACACUGGAUUUGGCGACUUCAAAGGAUGCACCUGCACUCGACGGUUGACAGAUGAGGAAUACAAAAAUCGUACCGAGUGCCUCUGCAACUAUUAUAUCAGUGGGUGCACCCGUCAACCAUGCUUUACCUCCGGAUGCGAUUACGAUUGCAGACAAGCGAUGGACGAAUGCCCACAAGACGUCAAGAACGAUUUGUGCAGCGGCAAUAGAACUGAUUACAAAAGGUGGGAGAAAUUUUGUCCUGAACCAACUCCCAUUGACCCACAAUUAAGCGUACAAGAACUUUUAGAUCGUAUAUGCACAUCUUCGGCAGAAGACUUUUGUUACGAUUUUGGGACACUACUAAUUGUGGAAAUCGGCGGAACCAAACUACUCGGCCGAAGUUGCGAGGAAGACUACGACAUUCUAUGUCGUCAAACUUCAACAACUACCAGAAUGCCCAUUUUGAAUUGAUUUAUGUCGCUGAUCUAUAUAUGCACUUACUUAUAUGAAUUUAGACUUUACAAAAACAUUGCUCCUUUCUCUCCUUUCUCUCAUUGUAAUAACAAUUCGAUUUUAAUCAAAUAAAACACACGAAGCAUACA